Messenger RNA from Phalaenopsis equestris, 904 nucleotides. Its product is annotated as probable plastid-lipid-associated protein 13, chloroplastic. The record is from RefSeq and is a predicted model, not a curated record. Bases 42 to 758 code for a protein of 238 amino acids. The transcript has 7 exons. Lineage: Eukaryota; Viridiplantae; Streptophyta; Magnoliopsida; Asparagales; Orchidaceae.
AGCAGACCUAUCAGGGAGCCUCCGCAAACUAUGCGAAAGAAAUGGAGCGGCUCUCGGCGAAAGAAUCUCUUCUCCUCGCCUUUAAGGAUGCUGGGGGCUUUGAAUCAUUAAUCAGUGGGAAGGCUACAGAAAUACAACGAAUCGAUGUUAAUGAGAGGAUUGUUGGCCUUGAGCGAUUAAAUCCAACUCCUCGUCCCACCACAUCACCUUUUCUAGAAGGACGAUGGAAUUUUGAAUGGUUUGGUGCUGGUAGCCCUGGAUUGCGUGCUGCGAAAUUCUUGUUUGAAAGGUCUCCUUCAGCACUAGCCAAUUUGGUAGGAUUGGAUAUGCUGCUCAAAGAUGGAUAUGCGAAAGUCACUGCAAAUUUGAAGUUUCUUAAUUCAAUAGAAGGUAAGUUCCUCCUUACUUCCAAAUGUUCUGUAGAGGGACCUACACGCAUGAAAGAAGAAUAUACUGAAGGGCUCGUUGAACCACCUACAGUAAGUGAACAGGCUAUUCCAGAGCAACUAAAGCGGGCAUUCGGACAAGCAAGUAAUACACUACAACAACUCCCAGCUCCUAUAAAGGAUGCCUUUGCCAAUGGGCUGAAAGUUCCACUUGGUGGAGCUUUUCAAAGAUUGAUCAUGAUUUCAUAUUUGGAUGAAGAAAUAUUGGUCGUGAGGGAUUCUUUUGGGGCUCCUGAGGUUCUCACAAGGCUAGAAGGUCCUCCACCUGUUAACUCGGAGUCUGUCAUCACAGAGUAUGAAUAUGAAAGCUAAAAACUGACGGUGACUAUGGAGUAGUUUCCUCCAAAAAAAAAAAAAUAAAAUAAAUAGAAGUUCAAAGCUAUAUAAUCUGCUUUGAUCUGAAGAAAAUAAACGAUGUCUUCUUAUAUAUAAUAAAUAUUCUAUGGCGUUUUCGGUCA